GCUGCUGUUUCUGGCUGUGCCCCCAGUCCCUCCUCGCCAGGGCUGCAAAAGCAAGCCCUUUUUUCCUUUCAACCCAGGAAAAGCAGCUGAUCUUCCAGCUGGAAGACGAAAGGCUCCCUAGCAUUGCCAGGCUUCAGCAAUGCCCUCCAUUGGGAUCCUGAACUGAUCCCAGAUCCUGAUCCCGGGGGAUCUCCCUGCCCACCUUUGCUCUCUUCUUCCCCUUGAGGAGGGGGAGGGAUUGGAGGCAUCCAAGAUCGCAGCCUUGUUGGGUUUUCUUCUUCGUGUUCUUCACCAGCCUCGAUCCCGGAGAGAAAGGAUCUGGAGAAGGAGAUCCUGACCCGGUCUAUGAAGGGGGUAAAGAGCUGGAAUAGAAUACCUAUGCUGCUCUGUAUCAGUUGGACAGCUUUCUGAAGCUGAAUUAAAUAUAACUCCAUGUCAGUAGGACCAGAAGGGACAUAUUGUUCCAGAAAAGAUCUGCGAUGGAUAAAAAAAGCAAUAGUUGCUUCUUGCUGAUUAUUCUACUAAUUAGAAUGGCUCCAAGUCUCUCUUCUACUGUAAGUUAUACUGACCCCACCUUAGAGCCUGUAGCAACUCAACAUUCAGCAGUACGUCAGAAGAUAGUAGAUUCACAGUUCAAAUGCUAUGAGAGGAUGAACAGAACACCUCCUUACAAGAAAAAAGGGUUAUUCUGUAACCGGACAUGGGAUGGAUGGCUAUGUUGGGAUGACACACCUGCUGGAGAAUUUGCUGACCAAAAUUGCCCUGAUUAUUUUCCAGACUUUGAUCCAACUGAAACAGCAACAAAGUACUGUGAUAAGACAGGAACCUGGUUCCGCCAUCCUGAAAGCAAUCGAACAUGGUCCAACUAUACACGAUGCAACUCUUUCACAAAUGAAAAGCGUAAGAUGGUAUUCAUACUUUACUACAUGACCAUAGUAGGACAUGCUUUGUCUAUAACCUCCCUGUUAAUAUCGUUGGGAAUCUUCUUCUAUUUCAAGAGCCUCAGCUGUCAAAGGAUAACACUGCACAAGAAUUUGUUUUUUUCAUAUGUUCUUAACUCAGUGUUUACACUCGCCCACCUCAUUGCAGUAGUGUCUGACCGAGACAUGGUAAAAAAGGACCCAGUGAGCUGCAAAGUGCUUCAGUUUUUUCACCAAUACAUGAUGGGCUGUAACUACUUCUGGAUGCUUUGUGAAGGCAUUUAUCUACACACUCUCAUAGUGGUGGCAGUUUUUGCUGAAGAACAACGUUUGCACUGGUAUUACCUGUUGGGUUGGGGGUUUCCAUUAGUGCCAGCGUCAAUUCAUGCUGUGGCAAGAGCCAAAUACUUUAAUGAUAACUGCUGGAUUAGUGUGGACACCCACUUACUGUAUGUUGUUCAUGGGCCUGUGAUGGCAGCUUUAUUGGUCAAUUUCUUCUUCUUGCUCAACAUUGUACGAGUUCUGGUAACAAAACUGAGAGACACCCAUCGGGCUGAGUCCAACAUGUACAUGAAAGCGGUCAGAGCCACUUUAAUCCUUGUGCCCUUAUUAGGAAUACAGUUUGUCAUUAUCCCUUGGAGGCCAGAAAACAAACUUGCUGGUGAAGUGUAUGAUUACAUCAUGCAUAUAUUAAUGCAUUACCAGGGUUUACUUGUGGCAACAAUUUUCUGUUUCUUCAAUGGAGAGGUCCAAGGAGCUUUGAAGAGGCAGUGGAUGCAGUAUAAGACCCAGUGGGGCCAAAGGCGCCGAGAACAUUGCUCUACACGAUCUACCUCCUACACAGCAACAUCUAUUACAGAGGUCCCGAUUUACCUGUAUCAUCACGAUUCCAACAGUGAACAGUUUAAUGGAAAGUAUAUAGAUGACUCUGAACUGGUUGCCCUAAAAUCAGGAGAGACGUCUGCCUAGCUUUCAAAGAGCAGGCGCUGCUUUUUAUUUGUGCAAGGAGAAAAGAAGGAAAAGUCGGCAAGGCCGCUGCAAGAGGGUGCUCGGUCAGGGGACAGGACGCAUCAUGUGCAAACUACAGAAACCCGGCUUUCUGGUAGUGACAGCUCAGAGAGAGUAUGAAAGAUAGAAAAGUGGACACUGGCUCCAACUGUCAGAUGCUGCAUUAAGGGUGAAAAGGGACCAAAGUUGGACUUACCCAGUGAGAAGCACAGGAUUUCAUCUGUUCCUAACCUUGGUCAUAUUGAAUGAAGAUACAAUAUUAAGAAAAAAUGUCCCUUAGAUGUACCACUGGGAGAUGCCAUUCUUUCUUCAAGUGGAUCUUUGGUACUGAAACUGAGCUAAAUGCAGAUAAAAGACAAUUCACAGCUACUUCAUUAGAUACUUUCCUUUCACACUAGACAUUGGAACCAUAAAUAUGAGUUAUUUGUCAGUGUCUUGGAAAGCUUUUAUUCUUUGAAUAUCAGUCAGCUCAAAUGCUUUCUUAACAUUUUUUGCACUUAGAGCAAAACAAUAAAACUUCAUUCCACUGUAUUUAAACCCUCACUAUCUCAAGAGGAUGUCAUUCAGUAUUAUUCUGACAUCCAGCACAAGACAGAAAUGAAGGUAAACUAUUUAUUGUGUCACAAAUUUUCAAAAAGAAUGGAUUAACCAUAACCUAAGAAACACAGUGUUCUGUCAGAAAGUCUCAUGAGAGGACCAAGAGACUGUGUGGUUUUUCAAUGUGCUGGAUUAAUCAUAUAUAGGGAAAUUUUCAGCCAUAUUUUUCAGUCCAACAAUCAGACAUAUGGAACUUUUUUAUCUAUAAAUAAACUGUGAAAUGUUCUUGGAUAUUUUUUCUUUCUAAUCUUACAUAUCUCAACUUCUAAAUAUUCAGCAUAUACAGGUAUAUCACAGUUAAUGAAAUAGAUAUGUUCUUGGGUCUUAUUUCUUAAACAGAAAAUUUGGUACUAGAGGUGGAAACAAUAUAGGAAGAAUAGGAUUCUGUUCCAGGAAUGAUUGCUUUCUUUCACUACCCUCCACUCUCCUUCUGAUUUCCAUUUCCAUAUCCAGGGGUGGCCAGGUUGGCCAUACAGCAAAGUACAGUAUCAGCCAAAAUCCACAAAACAAUCAAGGGUUACUGUUUUGUGGAUUUGGGGUGAUAUUGUACUUAGUUUUCCCAUUGAAUAAUUAUGUUCCUUUUGGAAUGAUUGCUUAGAAUCCUGGUGGUGACAUACACUAAAUGCAACAGGGUGCACACCAGUAUACAUCACUUGUGAGAGGUUGUGUGGAAGGAGGUAUUCAAUACAUCCUCAGUAUUCAAUAUCUCCCCACACAAUACACACACACUGAAGGCAGCUUCCAAGCACCACAAUGUGCUCCCACAAUCAUUUCAUGGGCAGGAGAGAAUUGAUGGGACAAGGCAGGGGCACUUAAGUGGCAUCUGGUUGCAGAUCUGACAUCAGGAAAAGAGAACAGCUGCUGCCCUCCAUCAUGUAGUCGCUGCAAAUCUGGCAAUGUACCACCUGCUCUCCUGUCUCAGCUAUAGAGCUACACCCUUGCCCAUGUACCACCAUCUUGCCUUGGCUACUGAACAGCCAUGGGGACCUGCUCUGCUGCUUGGAAGCAGCCUUCCACGUGGGGGAUAUAAGAACUGGAAUUAUAACCAUCAUGUUUUUCUACCUAUUGUAUAUUGUUUCUAUUACAAAGCUACUGCUGAAGACUUUUCAUGCAGUAUACAUUUUGUAUAACAAAAAGUUAUUUCUGAAGACUUCCAUGGCCAAAACUGUGCCUGAGCCAGGCAGGUCUUCCAGUUCUGGGUGAAUGUUUUGCUGUCCCUACAUUAAGAUCAAAUACCAGUACAUCCUUCAUCUUUUCCUAACUGUUCAAGCUAUGAAGAAUGUGAUAAAGAGACUGCAACUGAAAAAUAAUAGAUGUACAUCAAAGAAGGCUUGAAUAAGAUGGCACACCCAAGCCCAACUGGGUAUGUUUAUAGAGAAACUUAACUGAGAUCUGACCCUUGUUGCAGAAUGAAAAUAGCUGUUUCAGUGCUAUUGAACUGGACAUCUUAGUGCAAAAUUACACACUUUGGUUUAAUUCCUAAGAUAACUUACAGCUCUGUUGCUCAGUGAGCCACACUGGCUUCAAUGGGGUGUUUUAUCAGGCAGGUAGAUAUUACAUUAUAUUGCACACCUAAAGAAGUUCAAUAGGUCUCCACAACAGCUGCCUACACCAUCAACUAUAGAUCACUCUACCAAGGCUAUAAAGAGACUAAAAGCUUAUGCCCUGUAUCAGUGAAAAUAUCUGAACAUCCAUCUAUCCGUUGU
This is a messenger RNA of Sceloporus undulatus (fence lizard), 4231 nucleotides long. RefSeq names its product calcitonin receptor (gene CALCR). NCBI's taxonomy places the organism in Eukaryota, Metazoa, Chordata, Lepidosauria, Squamata, Phrynosomatidae. Gene Ontology annotation, molecular function: calcitonin receptor activity; amylin receptor activity. The transcript is spliced from 14 exons. Gene Ontology annotation, cellular component: axon; plasma membrane. The record is from RefSeq and is a predicted model, not a curated record. The coding region runs from base 480 to 1889 and encodes 469 amino acids. Gene Ontology annotation, biological process: adenylate cyclase-activating G protein-coupled receptor signaling pathway; cell surface receptor signaling pathway; positive regulation of cytosolic calcium ion concentration.